Molecule: messenger RNA, 1428 nt
Organism: Helicoverpa zea (corn earworm)
Lineage: Eukaryota; Metazoa; Arthropoda; Insecta; Lepidoptera; Noctuidae
Product: cytochrome b-c1 complex subunit 1, mitochondrial-like
Exons: 1
Coding region: 1-1392 (463 amino acids)
Cellular component (GO): mitochondrion
Molecular function (GO): metal ion binding; metalloendopeptidase activity
Source: RefSeq, a predicted model, not a curated record
AUGUUGAAAACAGUAACAAAAUAUUCGCGGGAUGUGAGCAGGCGCUGGAGGCGGCGGUACUCGUGGUGCCCGGAGGCGCCGGUGGACCCGAGCCUCAAGGUGUCCAUCCUGCCCAACGGCGUGCGCAUCGCUACGGAGCGGCGGCGCGACGCCCCGCUGGCGUGCGUGUGCCUCACCGUGGCGGCCGGCCCGCGCUACGAAACCCCCUGCACCAACGGCCUCACGCACUUCAUCGAACACAUGGCCUUCAAGGGCUUCCAAUCCGAGGACAAAGCCGCGCUAGAGGAUGCACUCAUCUCCAUGGGUGCCAAGAUGACAGUUCGCACUACCAGAGAAUUACAAGUAUUCUCCGUGAUUAUACCCUCUGUAAUUGCGACCCGUGCGAUCGACAAACUGCACAAAGUCGUCACCGAACUCGAUCUCAAGGACUAUGAAAUGAACCAGGAGCGCUGCAACAUUGACAUGGAGCUGGAGGACGCAGACGCUGAUCCUAAACAGGUGGUGUUCGAUUACCUGCACGCGACAGCUUUCCAAGGCACCCCACUAGGGCAGCGCGUCAUCGGCACUUCUGAGAACCUGGAGCGGUUUGACGCCGACAUGGUCAGCAGCUUCAUGUGCGAACAGUACCAGCCAUACAAGUUAGUGUUGUCGACGUCAGGCGACGUCAGCCACGACGCAGUCAUGUCGUUUGCUGAACCGCGGUUUGGCGGCAUACCGCCGCAGCCGUGCAUCGAACCGGAGAACAGUAUCAACCGGUACACUGGCUCUCAAGUAAUAUACCGCGAUGAUUCUAUGCCUUUUUGUCAUGUAGCUAUAGCGUUUGAAGCGCCGGGGUAUAGCAGCUCUAAAUACUACUUCAUGCUGCUUAUGAAGUACAUAAUCGGUUCUUGGGAUCGGAGUCAAGGAGGUGGAGUGAACAACGCUCCCCUGGUGGCGCGCGCGGCCGCCAUGUACAAGACGUGUGAGCGGUACCACGCGUUCUACACAGCGUACCGCGACGUGGGGCUGUUCGGCGUGUACUUCGUCAGCGACAAGUGGCUGGUAGAUGAGGCGCUGGCCUCCAUUCAGGAGCAGUUUAUGCAUUUGUGUACAAUGGCGCACCAGGGGGAUCUCGACAGAGGAAUAAACCACGUUCGCUUGAAGUUGGCGCGCAAACUGGACAGCGUGGUGAAGUCUUCACACGACAUCGGCAAACAGUUGAUGUACACCAAUAGGAGGAAGUUGCUGCACGAUAUAGACGACAGUUUAUGUAUGUUCAGGGUACAGAACCUUAAGGAUUUGGCGAUGGAAGUGUUUUACGACAAGUGCCCGGUGGUGGCCGCGGUCGGACCCUCGGAGACGUUGCCUGAAUAUAACAGAAUUAGGAGUGGACAGUGGUGGUUUAGAGUAUAGUUUUGAAAUAAAAUGUAUCCUUUCAUCUCGUGCUUU